CGUAAGUUAGUAUUGCCCCAAUAUAUUUCGCUUUAUGCACGUUAAAAAUCGACCGUUGAAGCCCUGUUUUCGAAGUGCAACGGUUCCUGAAAAUUCUUCUUCUUCUUCUUCUUCUUCUUCUUCUUCUUCUUCUUCUUACUAUCUUUCUAAUUCUGCUAUUAACGAGGAGGCCACAAUGGGCGCUAAAACAGGGUCUCAAAUCUCAUCAGAACGUCAGAAGUGGGAUAAACUCUUUGAGGGUUUAGUUAAGAUGCUUAAAACCCAGCAACAACAGCUUGAAACGCUGGCUAAAGAAAGAAAGAUUCUCGAAGAUAGGAUCAACAUGCAAUAUGAACGGUGGGUCUCUGAUGUUCGCCUCUAUGAAGAUCACAUCUCUCAUAUGAAGAGGGGUUUGGAAUCGAAAGAGAUGGCGCGUGUGCUUGAGGCUGCAAAAGCCGAUUUGAUGGUAGGAAUGAAGCACAGAGAAGCUCAUCUUUGCAAAAUGAAAUUAGAGGAAACAGAGGAUGAACUGACUGAUUUCAGAAUCUGGUUUGACAUCCUCAGUAAAAAUUCAGAAGAUACUUGUCAAAGGGACCCCAAAGAAACCAAAAAAGGAAUGUCAGGACUUAAGCAUAGUGGUUCAAAAUAUGUUACUUUGAGGACAUUGGAAGAUGAUGUAAGAAGGCUAAAGCUUGAAUGUGAAAAUCUUGCUUCAGAAAAGAGUUCUCAAGUCGCUGCACUUAUGGCUGAGAAUAAGUUUGCAUGGAAUCAGUUCAAUGUUCUGGAAAGUCAAUGCACAGAUAAAUUGAACAGCAAGCAUUCUGAACUUGAAAAAGCUAACAGGAAAGUUGAGGCACUUAUUUCCAAUAUGGAGGAGCUAAAGUCAUCUAAUGCUGGAAAGGAUGAAAUAAUUGAGAGAUUAAAAGCUGAAGUAUCUCAGAAGGAGGCUGAUGCGAGUAGAUUACAUGAAGAAGUGUCUAAAAUUUCUAGGGAGGUAGAAUUGUUAAGGAAGUCCAGAAGUGCUUCUUGUACACCUGUAAUAAAACGUUGCACUGCAGACAGAAGAACUUCUGUUCUUGAAGGUAAGAAUAGUGGCAGGGAUGGAUGCAACGUUAUUGUGGAGAAAGAAAGCUCUGCUCCUCAUGUUCCUGACCUUGUGAAGGACAAUGAAAAGGGAAUCAGAAGCUUGAAGAGAAAAAAAGAUGAUGCUCUAUCCAUUUAUGAAAUUCCAAAGUUGUUCACUUCUGCAUUUAAAGUUCCCAGAUUGAAAGCCUCCUCUCGCAAGACAAGAUGACCUGUACCAUCUUCUUGGCUUGGAGUUUGCUCUUCCAUGUACUUUUUGUUUAUUCACUGCAAUCUUGGCAGUUUAAACGAUGUAUAUUUGUUCCAUACCCUGAAGCACCAAUGAUAAUUUGUACAUGGCUAAUUAUUAAUGAAUUAGUGUUUGUGAUUGUCAUAUCUGUCUGGACAUCUUUUUUACGAGUGGUGAAUGCUAUUAUGCUGAUACAGAAGGUAGAGUGCAAAAAUUCUAAAGCCAAUUUUAUGGGCUG
Durio zibethinus is the source of this 1529-nucleotide messenger RNA. RefSeq lists its product as uncharacterized. Lineage: Eukaryota; Viridiplantae; Streptophyta; Magnoliopsida; Malvales; Malvaceae. The record is from RefSeq and is a predicted model, not a curated record.